This is a messenger RNA of Oenanthe melanoleuca, 576 nucleotides long. RefSeq names its product olfactory receptor 14J1-like. Gene Ontology annotation, biological process: G protein-coupled receptor signaling pathway. The transcript has 3 exons. Gene Ontology annotation, molecular function: olfactory receptor activity. The record is from RefSeq and is a predicted model, not a curated record. Gene Ontology annotation, cellular component: membrane. The coding region runs from base 1 to 576 and encodes 191 amino acids. NCBI's taxonomy places the organism in Eukaryota, Metazoa, Chordata, Aves, Passeriformes, Muscicapidae.
AUGGUUACACUGCGGAAUCUCACGGAACCAAGGGGCCAUGCAGAAUAUUCCCUCCUGACUGUCUUGUGCUACGUGUCCAUCUGCAAACCCCUGCACUACGGGACCCUCCUGGGCAGCAGAGCUUGUGCCCACAUGGCAGCAGCUGCCUGGGCCAGUGGCUUUCUCAAUGCUCUGCUGCACACGGCCAAUACAUUUUCCCUGCCCCUGUGCCAGGGCAAUGCCCUGGGCCAGUUCUUCUGUGAAAUCCCCCAGAUCCUCAAGCUUUCCUGCUCACACUCCUACCUCAGGAAAUUUGGGGCUUCUGCUUUCACUACUUCCUUAGCACUUGGCUGUUUUCUGUUCAUUGUUUUCUGCUGUGUGCAGAUCUUCAGGGCUGUGCUGAGGAUCCCCUCUGAGCAGGGAUGGCACAAAGCCUUUUCCACCUGCCUCCCUCACCUGGCCGUGGUCUCCCUGUUUAUCAGCACUGGAUCAUUUGCCUUCAUGAAGCCCCCCUCCAUCUCUUCCCCAUCCCUGGAUCUGUCCCUGUCAGUUCUGUACUCAGUGGUGCCUCCACUCAUUUCCUUCUUCCAGUUCUGA